Molecule: messenger RNA, 885 nt
Organism: Penicillium manginii
Lineage: Eukaryota; Fungi; Ascomycota; Eurotiomycetes; Eurotiales; Aspergillaceae
Product: HpcH/HpaI aldolase family protein
Exons: 3
Coding region: 1-885 (294 amino acids)
Cellular component (GO): cytoplasm
Molecular function (GO): aldehyde-lyase activity
Source: RefSeq, a predicted model, not a curated record
AUGAGUGCUUGUCAAGACCACCACCUGGGCAUGGCCGUAUAUCGGGCGCCGUCGCUCCUUCAACCGCAUCGCGUUCGCCAGGCACUGCGCGAUGCUCAAGCAGGACUGAUCCCCCCUCUGGCCGGCCUGAAACUCGGGUUUAGCACGGUUGAAAUCGCUAGGUUCACCGCACCUCUUGGGUUCGACGCGAUCUGCAUCGAUUGGGAACACUCUGCGUGCAAUGUCGAAACGAUGACGACGAUGGUCCAUGAGAUCGCCUUCAUGAGUGAAGGGCGGACAAUCCCAUUCGUCCGCAUCCCCGGCCAUGACCAUGCCACGAUUGGGUUCGCGCUGGAUACCGGGGCUAGCAUUGUUGUGCCGCAGGUGAAUACGGUUUCUGAAGCCAAGUCCAUUAUGGCCAGUACGAAGUACGGCCCGAAAUACGGUGGCACACGUUCGGCUCCCCCUUAUCGUUUGAUGCAGGGGAUUACAGAUACUCCGAUCGAUCGAUCCAAAAGCGUCCAUGAAAACCAAAAUGAGCAAGCGGCUGUCGUGAUCCAAAUCGAGACCCUGGAGGGAUUGAGCAACCUGGAUGCCAUCUUGUCCGAGGUCCCCGAGAUUGACGCUGUAUGGCUUGGAACCAUCGACUGCCGAGUCUCGAUGGGACUCCGCUGGGAGUCUGGGGUGUCCCUGACCGAGCCUGAGUGGAAGGAGACAGUGGCAAAAUUCAAGACCAUCAUGAAGAAACAUAACAAACCGGCUGCAGGGUUUGCAGUGGGCCCUCCUGACAAGAUGCGGGCGACGGGGGAAGGCAAAGGGUUGGCGUUUGUUGCUGUCGACGUGGUGGCUUUGCUGGGCGUGGUAGAUGAGUUGAAAAAGGCUCGCCAAAUCUUUUCCCUUGGGUAA